This is a messenger RNA of Jatropha curcas, 2250 nucleotides long. Its product is annotated as alpha/beta-Hydrolases superfamily protein. NCBI's taxonomy places the organism in Eukaryota, Viridiplantae, Streptophyta, Magnoliopsida, Malpighiales, Euphorbiaceae. The record is from RefSeq and is a predicted model, not a curated record.
GAACAAACAAACGAAAUGAACUAAAAGUAAAAAAAAAAAAGGCUCAAAAGAAAAGGAAAAAUAAAAUAAAAUCAAAAGGAAAAGUUAUAUCGCAGCUGGUGCCUCUCUGUCCGUGCUUGCUCCGCGUCUUUUUCUCCCAAUACCCAGUUUCCGACGACACCCAUUACUCAAGGGGCCGUGAGGUGGAUUGUUAUAGGAAAUGGAGGUGGAAGAAUGAAGGCUGGCUCCACCAAUUGAACUGAGUCUUCAACUUCUAAAAUUGUCAAAGUCCUUUUGGAACUCCAAACACAAAGGCUGGUUCUUUAUCUUAAUCUCCGGAGGAAGUCUGGCUUGAUUUUGUAUGUAAAGCAGGGAAUAUCCAGAUAGCUAUUUGUAAUCCACUCCCACUAGCAGGAGAAAAGGGUUACAAAUGGUGUAAGAAAGUAAUAGUUUAUGAGUUUUCUUGAUGGUUCUGUUCCUCUAUCUGUUUGGUUUCUAUUGACGGGGAGAUACUUCAGAUGACCUACCAGAUGCAACUCUCUAGGAUAUGAAUAUGAUUGAUCAAUUCAUCAAUUUUGUCAUUCGCCCUCCCAGGGCGGAUUAUAACCCAGAUCAGUAUUUAUGGGAGAGGGAUUUCACUCUUGCCAGUAGAGCAUACAAGAGACAAGACUUGGAGCUCACUAAUGCAAGGGGUCAUACCUUACGCUGUAGCCAUUAUGUGCCUUCACCGUUCCCUGAAGACACCCCUCUUCCAUGUGUUAUAUAUUGCCAUGGGAACAGUGGAUGCAGGGCGGAUGCGAAUGAGGCUGCAGUAAUUCUUCUUCCCUCAAAUAUUACUGUUUUUACUCUUGAUUUUUCGGGUUCCGGUUUAUCUGAUGGUGACUAUGUCAGCCUUGGUUGGCAUGAGAGAGAUGACCUCAAGGUUGUGAUUUCGUAUCUAAGAAGCAACCAACAAAUAUCAUGUAUAGGCCUCUGGGGACGAUCAAUGGGGGCAGUUACUUGCCUUCUUUAUGGAGCAGAAGACCCAUCCAUUGCUGGAAUGGUGUUGGAUAGUGCCUUCUCAAAUUUAUUUGAUUUAAUGAUGGAACUUGUGGAUGUGUACAAAAUUCGGCUUCCAAAAUUUACAGUAAAGAUGGCAGUACAGUACAUGCGGCGAAUAAUUCAAAAGAAAGCAAAAUUUGAUAUCAUGGAUCUUAACUGCCUAAAGGUUGCACCCAAAACAUUCAUUCCUGCUUUGUUUGGACAUGCUAGUGACGACAAAUUCAUUCAGUCCCACCAUUCUGACCUCAUCUUUAAGGCCUAUGCAGGGGAUAAAAAUAUGAUAAAGUUUGAUGGUGAUCACAACUCCUCUCGACCACAGUUUUAUUACGAUUCAGUUUCCAUUUUCUUCUUCAACGUUCUUCACCCUCCUCAAAGUUCUUGUUCUUCGAGUAAGCUUGACAAGUACUACAAUUUGGCCGAUUUGAAGGUUGGUGCUGGCGUAGAUGAGAGCCUCUUGUGUGAGAUAAUCACUGGCAUCGGUUCAGCCUGUACUGAUGCUGCGAGUUCAUCUUCUGCACCUCCUAGCAUUCCAAAUGUAAAACCUGUUACCGAACUUCUUGCUGAAGUCAUGCCUGUUACUAGCAUAGAAGUGGACAGUGUGGUCAAUGAAAGUGACAGCCUUAGCAAUGAUGAGCCAUCAAAGUUGCAGGAUAAGCCAAAUGGUCAGAGUGAGGAAUGCUGUUCAUAUACCAGCUCAAAUAGAGAGAGUUGGGGAAGAUGCUCUUCUCUGGGAGGCAGUGACGAAGAAUCAUCUGCUGACUGCAGAGCUGCUGACAAUGGCGAUGAGACGACUGUGAAAGCUUUUGCAACGCCUUCAAGAAGCACACAACAGAAAUCCCUAAAGCCACCAAAAGAAGAAAAGAAAAAGAACAAGAAAAUAACAGUUCCAAAGAAGCUCAAGGGUGAGAAGCUUGAAAAGCUUGAAGCAUUUAGUAAGCGGUUGCGCCAUUGCAUUCUGAAGCGAGUAAACCAUCAGAGACAUCACACUUCAUGACAUCUGCACAGGAACAUGUUUAUAAUUGUAACUUUGAAGUCAUUGCCAAUAUUAUGUUAUGUGAUUAUGUUUCCCAUGAUAUUCAGUUCUAGUUAGUAGAUAUUGGUUCUUUUAUGACUACUAGGUAAAUUGUGGCCAAACUUGUUAAUUGAGCCUCCUCUGCAAUUGCAUCGCUGCACCUAUUAAAGGCAUAGGAAUACCUUGAAUAAUUAUAAUUAAGGUUUUCAAUGGCUAAA